AGCUCUGUGAUCUGACUGCACCCCCUGAGAGGCUUUUAUAAAAAGUCCCCGCUCUGCUCCUCUUCUGUGCCCCCCUCCCCUCCAUCUCCUCCUCGAUAGCUCUGCGCUCUUUUCCUCGUCUGCAUGUGUGAUUGCGGGCACGCACGCACGCACAAGUGUGUAUGCAUGAAUUGUGUGCGUGCUCCGGCUGCUGCUUCACGGCAUACAGUCACAGUGAAUGACUGUCUGUGGCAAGGCGGAGGGAGACACUAGACCGCUUCUACUGCGCCGCUCCUCCAUUGAAACAAUUUCCAGCGCAAUACAACCGAGGGGCCUCUUUGUUGGAUGGUGGAGAAUUAAAGUGAAAUAGAUGAAUUAUGUAAGCAGCCGUGUUUUGACUGAGGGAAUGACAGUAAAGGAACAAAACCCUGUGGUGCUGGGCAGAGCGUUAUGGCUCAGACGCUGCAGAUGGCGAUCCCUAACUUUGGCAACAACGUCCUGGAGUGUCUGAACGAACAGCGGCUGCAGGGCCUCUACUGUGAUGUCUCUGUGGUUGUCAAGGGGCAUGCCUUUAAGGCCCAUCGUGCGGUGCUGGCAGCCAGCAGCUCCUACUUCCGGGAUCUGUUCAACGCUGGCGGGAAGAGCUCUGUGGUGGAGCUGCCUCCGGCUGUGCAACCACAGAGCUUCCAGCAGAUCCUGGCCUUCUGCUACACAGGACGCCUCAGCAUGAAUGUUGGAGACCAGUUUCUGCUCAUGUACACCGCUGGCUUCCUCCAGAUACAGCAGAUAAUGGAGAAAGGCACAGAAUUUUUCCUCAAGGUCUCCUCUCCAAGCUGUGACUCCCAAGGUCUCCACAAUGAGGAGACCCCUUGCUCUGAGCCUCAGAGUCCCAUCACACAAACAGUGGGAGGGUGCGGAGUCAGUAUUGCAACUGUAGGAAGGCCCAAUUCUUGCCUGACGCCCCUUCCUCUGGUGUCCAAGGUUAAGACUGAACAAACAGCCAGUACACCUCAGCCAGCAUCACAGCAGCAGCAGCAGGAGGGAUCACCCUACUCUGUGGUCUGCAUCCCUGUGGCCAAGCGGCUAUGGGAGGGGGGAAACCGAGAUGGGGGAGGGGGGUGUGGAGGAGGUGGGGGCGGUGGAAUGAGGAAGGCUGCACGCUACUCUUCCUCUUCGUCUUCUUCUUCAUCUUCCAACACAGUAACACAGGAUGUCUCUGGGCGUGGAGCUAAUGCUGCUGUGGUGGGCAGUGGCAGUGCCACGAUAGUAGGAGGAGCUGGACUCCACAGUAACCACAACAAUAACAACAACAAUGGCGGGACUCCUGAGGGCACGAGUCCAGGCACACUGAGCAUGUACACUAGCGACUCACCUAUCAGUUACCAUGACGAUGAGGAAGAGGAUGACAUAGCAGAUGAGAGUGCCGAAGAGCAGUAUAGACAGAUCUGCAACAUGUACACUAUGUACAGCAUGCUGAACGCCGGAGCAGCAGUGGUCGGGGAGCGGGUGGAGGCUCUGCCAGACUUGGCCCCUGACUCAGGGGCUGGGCGGGGAGGCAGAGGGGGGCGGUCCCGGCAGGACCUGGCAUCAUUGCCCGCUGAGCUCAUCAGUCAGAUUGGAAACCGCUGCCACCCAAAGCUCUACGAAGAAGGUGACCCUGCCGAGAAACUGGAGCUGGUGAGCGGCACCUCCGUCUUCAUCUCCCGUGCCCAGCUCAUGAACUGUCAUGUCAGUGCUGGUACCCGACACAAAGUGCUACUUCGACGGUUGCUGGCCGCUUUCUUUGACAGGAGCACCCUGGCAAACAGCUGUGGAACUGGCAUCCGCUCAUCAACCAACGACCCCAGUCGUAAACCUCUGGACAACAGAGUGCUGCAUGCUGUCAAAUUCUACUGCCAGAACUUUGCACCGAGCUUCAAGGAGAGCGAGAUGAACGCCAUCGCAGCCGACAUGUGCACCAACGCCCGUCGCGUCGUCCGCAAGAGCUGGAUCCCCAAGUUGAAGUUGCUGAUGGCCGACAGCGACGCCUACUCUGCCUUCUUGGCUGACAGCGUGAAGAUGGAGGCAGACGCGCUGGGGGCGGAGCAAGGCUUUGACCCUGCCUCACUGGAAGCCGUAACAGCAGCGGCGGCUGCCAGCAGUAAUGAAGCGGGAAGCGGAGCCAUGUCAUCAGACACCAUCCCGGGUGCAGGAGGAGAUGGCAGCACUUUGUUUUGAGUGAGUGAUUGGACAGAUAGAUAGAACGGACAGACUGAUGGAUGGAGGAAUGACAUUUUUCUGGGGUGAUGAGUCGAGGACGACCACUGUGGUCUUGGUGGCAGUUAUCACUCCUCCCCCUAGCUGUUGGGGGGUCUGUUUCUUCUCUUACACCUGUUUUGGCCAGUUUGUUGUGCUUCCCUUCUUUUACUGGUCCACAUUUCUGUCUCUCUCCACAGCCCAGAAUAUCCUUCAUUGUUCUUCUGAUGGAGAGACACAGUAGGACAUUAAGAAAGGUUGCAGAAUAAAGAGGUAGCAUACCCCCCCACACCCCCAUUACUCUGCAACCUUUUUUAAACCUGAUUGUUUCAGCAUUUAUUUUUUUAUGUUUUUAAAGUGUCUGUUGUCACUAAGGCCCUUAUCUUAUGAUCAUAAUCAAUCACAGACAUUCCCUGGGGACGGGGGGUGGUGAGGGGUAAUCCAGUUUGAGGAGAGUGAUAUGUCCUCCCCAAACUCCGGUAACACUGUUGUUUUCAUAUUGAAUGUAUGCAUGGCGAAGCAUCCAAACUGCAGCAUUGUAAGUCAGCAGAGACUGAGUGAGGUCAUGCUGAGCCCUUUUUUCUUUGUUUUAAUGUUUUUGCUUUAUAUCAUCUAGAUGAGGAGAUGAAAGCUUUCAGAGGAUGGUGUUGAUGAGGUCAGACGUUGAAAUGGAUAUUGAUAUGUAUAUUGGCAUGGUUUAUGAUCUCCUGCACCUCAGCCUGACCCUGCCAACCCAGCUCUUUAAAGGUAUGCUGGGAAACCGAUCCAACAUUCUUAGAAAAAAUGCUGCUGAUCUGAGUUCUGACUUUGGCACCAGGAUUUUGACUGGAUGGUGCACGAUGAGAUUUGUUAGCCAGUGUAGUGGCAGAUGAGACAAACUAUGGUUUGCUUGACUAAACCAUUUCCCAUCUAAUCUUUCCCUACUUUGUAGACCCUAAAACAAAACAAAAACAGCAUGUUUACUUUUUUUUGUAUAUUCCUUUUUGAGAUUUUUGCCAAGGCUCCUUAAAGGGGAAGAAAUUUGUUACUGAUGAUUGUUAGAGUUUUGCGUGAGAUAAAUGCACUGUGUUAUUUGCUGCGGUAUGAGUACAAUCGAACUAAGUUUUUGUACGUGUCAGAAGGAGAAGAGGGGUGUUUUUAUUUUUUAAAAAUGUUAAAAAAGAAAAAAACAGUUGCUCAAGUCCAAUUUCUAUCUGUACCACAUUUUUUUUUAAAAAAAAGAAAAGAAAAUCUGAAGGAAAGUCAAGAUUUAUCUGUAAAUAAGUUUCUGCUGAUGUUGUGACUGACUAGUUUUGUGUGUGUGUGUGUGUGUGGGUGUGGGUGUGGGUGUGUGUGUAUGAGGAUUAAUUUCAGCCCACUUUUAAACUGAUUUUCCCGAAAAUAUUUGCAGCCAAGCUGUUAACGGUGCGGGUUUCCUCAGGUCUUGCCAACUGGUUGUACGCUCACCUGGCAUUGACUGAAGUGCUAAUUCAGGCAGUGCAACAUGGCAGGAAAUACAGCUCUGUGUGUAUGUGUAGGUGUGUGUUGAAUGGACACUGAAUGUUUGUGUGCAAGCGCGGGAAGUUAAAGUGUUUUCACACACGCUUGGUCGAUUCAUUCACCCAUCAGUGCAGUGAGCACUCUUACACGCUAAUACGCAUUUGGGUGCUGUCAGCUGCAUCAGCCACAGCAGACCAGAGCAAUGUGGGAAUUAAAGAGGCAUUACACAGAAGCAAACCUGAGAGGCUGAAGUCCAGCACGUGUUAGCAAUCAGCUAAAGGCUGUGGAAGCUGCAGAAAAUGACGGCAAAUCGCACUGACUGAAAUUUCUGCCAUGGUUUUAAAUUUAAGUCUUUGUAUGAGGUGUUUGCUAUCAGAAAAAAAAGAUGCUUCACAAUGGAUGUAACAGAAGAAUAUUGGCAUAGAAACAACCCUGAAAGUUGGUCCAAUCAUAUUUGUUUUUUGCUUUUGAUUGUUGCAUGAUUGAAGUUCUUCCUUUCUUUCUUUCUUAAAAUGACCCAGAAUCCAUCAUACGGUUCAUCAACUAAACCCUUGAGAGGGCUUUUUGCUCAGUGUGAGGUUGAAAACAGGGUCUCUGGAUGAGCUUAUGGUUUAGUGGUUGCGGUAUUUUGGUCAUCAAUACCAAAGUGAUGCCAAAUUUAUUUCAAAUUGUAUUAGCACCAGUUUUUAGACAGAUUUCGGUCUCUAUAAUAAGUCGACACAACAUUAGAAAGCAAGCCAACUUUAGCCAAAUUAAUGUGGUGUGUUCUGUGCUUCCACUUCGUACGAUUAAUUCAAAGUUUUUUAAUGCUGGUGUUUGUUAAAAGCAUGAGUGUGACAAGUCUGAUGAUUUCUUAUUGUUAUUUCACCACGAUCUGAUGUUUGUUUUGGCUGAUUUGGCUAAAUCUGUGAUGCUCUGAAGUCACGUAAAGUGCGUUCCUGUCAGCCGAUAUUACAUGUUAUAAAUCAGACUUAAUCCAUUAACUGUAGGGACGGCAGCAAGCCUUCACUGACCAAUAAUUAUAAAGAGAAUAAAUCAUCAAGCUGCUUAAAACGCGAUCCUAAUAUAAAUCUUUUAGUUUCUUUGAUCAUUUUCUCUCUGUUAAAUAUUAGAGCCAUAUGUUUGACUGGACUUUUUUUUUUUAGAUUGGCUUUGCUGGUAAGAUUAUGGAACCAAACAAAUUGUUUUAUUAGAUAAUAAAAAAAAAAACCAGUGUAACCAGUGGAUCAAAUAUGUAGUCCUCCAGAAUUUCAUGCUUCAAGAUUAACAUUUCAAAACGCAAACAAGAAAUGACUUAAUGUGUAGUAGCUGUUUGUUUUUCUUCUACUUUUCUAAAUUCAGCCUGUGUUUUUUUUGUUAUUCUAAUCGAAGAAAUCUCUAGCACCUUAUUGCCUGCAUGGUGCCAAAAGUGGGUACAGUAUAUGGACUAAAAGUUGAAAUGUUUAAAAUGACAGUCAGCUGAUGUUUAGACGUCUACUUGCAUGUACACCCCCUCAGUCUGGGUGAAGGCCGAAGAGGAAAACCAUCUCCUGUAAAAUCCUGAAAAGAGGCACAGAAGAAAAAAAAGCUUUUGAGGUGUUUGCUAAUCUGAACUGAAGCCGUUUUGUAGAUCAGUGUUAUAAAAAAAUCCUCUGUUUUCUAAAUCCUGGCUUUUAAGGAACGUUGUUUACAAAACUAUUUGUGUUUUUUUUAUUUGCAUAUAUAUUUUUUUUUUAUUAUUAUUUCUUUAAAAUGUCUAAUAGUCAAAGAACCCUUGGGGAAGAGCACCUAAACACCAAGUACUGGUUGUUGAGAGCACAUGGUACAAUCUAAGGAGACCUAAAUCAUGUUGAGUACCUGAGGACAGAUACUACAACAAGUCUGAGUAAAGAAAUGGAAAAAAAUAAAAGUCAAAGGAAUUGUGGGAGGUCAAGGAGGAGGUGAGCAGAGGACUUGGACAGCUUGCACAUUUUUGUUUACCUUUUUUUUAAAAACAAAACAAAACAAUGGAAUUCCUGUGCUUUUUAUAUAAGCUCUGCCUUAAAUGAGAAAAAAAUAAAUCUGCGAGAGAUUGUGAGGGAAGGAGAGGACAGUCUAAGCCUCCCUAGAGAGGAGGGAUGGAUGAAUAGGGGGGAGGAGGGGGAGGUGGGGUGGUAGCUGGAACGCUUGGAUGAUUUGGUGUGAAUGCAUGCAUGCAUACCACUGUGUGUAUGUAUGUGUGUACUUUUGUGAGUGUGCGCUUUGUUGCAGGGCGUGUUUGUCAAAGCUUUGCAUGUGUGUGUGUGUGUGCGCAUCUGUGGGCAAACAAUGUGUGGGUGUGUUUUUAAUGUGUGUGUGUGCAUAUUAAUGUAUGUAGGCAUUUUUUCCUCUCUUGCUUUCCUCUAUCUCCAUUUAUGGCAUGUUAAUGUGUGCUUCCUCACUAGAAGGAGCUUUUGACAGUGGAACUGUGUGUGUGUGUGAUAGAGUUUGUUAUGUUUGUGUGUGCGUGCGUGUGUGCAUUGUGCAUGCUAAUGCCAGGGUUGGUCUGCGUCUCGAUCUAUGUGCUGCAUACGUGUGUGUCUGGCUUCAUACAGACACUGCGCAUGUCUAGCACAGUGUGUGGGUGGUUUGGGUGCUCAGCUCUACAAGGUCUGUGUAUAUAUAUGUGUGUGUCUGUGUGUGUAUUAGAGAGAGAGUGGGUGGUAUGUGCACAGAGGUUGAGAUGAGUGCCUGUUUGUUUUUUUGUUUUGUUUUGUUUUUUUUUUUCCUUUUCUUUUUUCUGCGUAAGAGAGCAGCAUACCUUUCUUUCCCACAGCCUUAGACACACACUCACACAUCUGCAGUCACACAUUCAUAGCACAGCUUAUACAUAUGUGCUGUAUCCAAGCUGCAGAUGGAUUGCGGCCAUAUUGCAUGUCAUUACUGCAGCUGUACCGUUCUCCAGUUCUCUCUUCCCAUCUUGAUUUUAGGUGUUUUAUAUUUUAGAUUCCCUCCCAAUGAAAAGCUUGUCACUGCCAGGUCAUCGUCCCGUAUUCCUGCACGGGACAGCAGCACAACUGCAGACAGUACACUGAAACUCUCCCCCCCUUUGUUUCUUAUUCCUUGCCUCUCUAAAAUUCUCCCCGUCUCUGUGUUCUUUGUUUACAUCUCUUUCUGUCUCGCCUUUCCUCUCCAUACGUGGAUUUCUAUCUCUCCUCCUGUCUCGCUUCACCACACACACACACACACACACACAGACAGGAAAAGAGCUAAAUAGUGUUCCCUUGUUGCUUCAUUACGUGAACCAUCAUUUUCCAUCCACCACUGCUUCAUUUCUGUUUCGACUCCAUUUUCUUCACAGAAUGCAAAUCCCUGCCAAACUCUCCCCCUGUAUAUCUGUAUGUGUGUGUGUGUGUGUGUGUGUGUGUGUGCUGUCUACAACAACAGAUGAGGCUGCCAAAUAUGUUGCUGCCCAUGUGUGUGAGCAUACAUGUGAGCUAUUUGAAUGCAAAUAUGAGAGUUACUGGGCAUAGGUACACAUCAUAGGUACACAUCAGAGCUGUGUGUGCGUGAAACACUGUGCACCGGGGGUUUUUGUGCUUACCGCACCUUUAAUAAUCAGACUAUUAAUGAGGAAGGUCUGUCUGUCCCUAUGUUCCCAAGGCUGCAGCAGACGACCAAUCACAAAGUCCACAUGAGAGACACAGCCAAUCAUGAAUAUCAACCAGACUGUUGAACCAAAUGACCAAGUGGGUUUAGAGAAUAAUUCUAAUUAUCUUGUACUUGAGCAGCAAGAGGAAGAGGAGGAGGUGGUGCUGUUCUUCCUGAGAAGGAGAUGUUUGUUAAGACUCUCCCAGGACAGACGAGGCAUUGCGGCAUUCUGCCGUCACAUGAGCGAAGCUUCAAUCCAGACAAAGAGUGAGAGGAGAGAAGAGACUAAUGACAGAGAAGAGGAGGAGGAGGCGGCGGUGGAUUUCUCUCUCUUCUUGUGUGCUAGCAAGAUAGAUACCUUGGUGCAUGUUUGUUUAUGUAGCAUAUCAUUUUGCAAAGAAGUGGCAUUUUGGGUGGGGGAAGGAAUUAAUAAAUUAUAGAUUUGCCAAAAUCCCUCAAAACGACAUAUGCCAUCAUUAAGUAGAGGCUGAUAGGCAUACAGGUAGAUGAUUAAGAUUUUAAAACUAAGAUUUGUGGGUGAAACAAAAGAAGUGGGCUUCCCACAGAGUUAACAUUGCACUAAUAAUACUUGUGUAGAAAUCAUUCCCAGACAUGGUUGAAUUUUUAAAAUUACUACAAUUUGAUUAUUUUGCCUUAACUGGGGAGGUGCCUCGGCCAGUAUGUCGUGUUUAACAACGUGUGAGUUUUCAUCCGUUACUGCACAUGUGGAUUUAACUAACCGGUUCCCAACCAUUUCUAAUUGUGAUCCCUUUUAUUAGUCAAAAUUUGUGUCUAAAUGUAGAAUGUCACAUGUUGAACUCAACAAUAAAGUCCUCCUCUGGGACAGUUAAAUUGAAUAUUUUAGGAGGUCAGAAAGAGUGACUUAACACGAGAAAAUGAAUUGGAUUUUGUCACUGAUUCAUUGUUGGAGUCUCUGAUUUGUGCUUCUGUGGUUCCAAAUGUAAAUAUUUGCUUGUUUUUUUCAGUCUUCUAUGAUGCUAAAUUGAAUAUUGUUCAGUGUGUGGAUUGUUGGCUGACCAAGACAAGCAGUUUGAAGGGCUCAGAGAACUAGUGGACAUUUUAAUCAUUAAGCAUAAACGUCUAUUGUGGCAACCGAACACUUCAAAAUUUCAUAGGGAAAAGCAAUAAUAUGUGUACUUUUGUGUAGCAGAGAUACUAGUAUGUAAAGUUAUAUAUGGAAACAGGUUGGGAGCUACUGAGGCUGCAGUAAAUCAGUGCUAUUUUUUUCUGAUUGUCUGCACACCAGAUUUAAUUUUCUAAAACCGGACAGCUAAAUAACUUAAGUCACCUAAAGUUUUGUCACCUUUAGAACAUUUUCUACUAAACUCAUGGUAGUCGUAACUUUUUUUUGUGUGUGUGUUUAACCCUGAUCUUUUGUGUGUGUUUAACCCUGAUCAUCUGGAGUCUCGGGUAGUUGACUGGGUGCACGGGGGUUUGAAGAUGGUUUCAGAACCAGGGCCUUUUU
Messenger RNA from Melanotaenia boesemani (Boeseman's rainbowfish), 8767 nucleotides. RefSeq names its product nucleus accumbens associated 1, BEN and BTB (POZ) domain containing b (gene nacc1b). The record is from RefSeq and is a predicted model, not a curated record. NCBI's taxonomy places the organism in Eukaryota, Metazoa, Chordata, Actinopteri, Atheriniformes, Melanotaeniidae. The coding region runs from base 430 to 2196 and encodes 588 amino acids. The transcript has 9 exons. Gene Ontology annotation, molecular function: RNA polymerase II cis-regulatory region sequence-specific DNA binding; DNA-binding transcription factor activity, RNA polymerase II-specific; protein binding. Gene Ontology annotation, biological process: regulation of transcription by RNA polymerase II.